This is a messenger RNA of Megalops cyprinoides (Indo-Pacific tarpon), 366 nucleotides long. Its product is annotated as cortexin-3-like. NCBI's taxonomy places the organism in Eukaryota, Metazoa, Chordata, Actinopteri, Elopiformes, Megalopidae. The record is from RefSeq and is a predicted model, not a curated record. Bases 1 to 366 code for a protein of 121 amino acids. The transcript is spliced from 2 exons.
AUGGAUCCGGUCUUCUCACAGAGGGACAAAGACGAUGAGGCCGACCUGGGGCAGCUGGGGCGGGGCAGAGUGAGGAUGCGAGAGCGCACCCUUUGGGACUACCCGCUGCAGUUCUCCUGGAUGAUGGAGGCGGAGCCCUUCACCGCGCCGCUGCUGCAGGCGGGGGGCUCCGUGGCUGACGUGGGCAUGACGCUGGAGCAGAAGACCACCUUCGCCUUCGUCAUCUUCCUCUUCAUCUUCCUGGGCAUCCUGAUCGUGCGCUGCUUCCGCAUCCUGCUGGACCCCUACCGGAGCAUGCCCACCUCCACCUGGGCGGAUGGGCUGGACGGCCUGGAGAAGGGCCAGUUCGACUAUGCCCUGGCGUAG